Psammomys obesus (fat sand rat) is the source of this 951-nucleotide messenger RNA. Its product is annotated as translation initiation factor IF-2-like. The transcript is spliced from 3 exons. Bases 1 to 786 code for a protein of 261 amino acids. The record is from RefSeq and is a predicted model, not a curated record. Lineage: Eukaryota; Metazoa; Chordata; Mammalia; Rodentia; Muridae.
AUGUGCUUGAUUACAGAGGUCUGUCCUGUGAUCACUGCGCACUCCAGACAGGAGAAGGUGCCGCGGCGAAGAGUAAUUUGGGAUUCAUCGUGGGGCCGGCGGGACCGGGAACCAACAGUCCCUAGCAACCAACGUGAUUUGCGCCACGCCGCGCGGGGUGGCUGCGUGGUAGUGGUGGUGGCUGGGGGCCAGAGAGCCCUUUGUGCACUUUGUAAUACUUGCAACCCAGAAGGUGGACGGCGUCUUGGCGGCCCCUCGCCUCCAUCCGCUUGCCCACCCUACCCCCGGGCCCGGGGGCGCCAGCUCCGGCCACUGGAGGACUUCCAACCCCAAGUACUCUGGCCAGCCCCCGGGAGGCCGGAAAAUGACCACCUGGCGGGCGUUUGGCGCUGCAGCCUCCAGGCGCCCGCAGGCCCCCGGACUCCACGCUGCGCCGCGCCCUCAAGGCGAGUGAGCCCGGGGCGCACGGCUCGGGGGGAGGGAAGAGGGGAGGGGGCGGGAAGGUUGGGAGGGCCCCGGGGGGAGGCGGUGCGGCCGCCUUCCCUGGGAGGAGAAGCGCGGGUUCCCGGCCCUCCGCACGCACUGCUCUCGGCAGAGCCUGGCAGCCUGGAGCGCAAGCGGCCAGCCGGGCCCGGAGAGAUGCGAGCGAGCCCCUGGGAGCGGCGGCGGCGGCGGGGCGGCGGCCGAGUGAGUGGGUCGGGCCGGGGGACCCCCAAACCCCGAGCCCCGGGAUGUGGUCGAGAGGACCCCGGCCUGGGAGGCGCGGCCUGGAGCGCGCUGAGCUAGGCGCGGGACGCUCGGGAGGACCGCCGGCUGCAGGCUGCCUGGGUAGUCGCCCAGGGCGCGACUCCGCCAGCCAGAGGCCGCGGCCGGAUUCUGGAGCGGCGCUCCGCACCGGCCUGGGUGACGGCGAGGAGGAGCGGUCCGGGGUCCCAGGCGUUGGGGGGCGGG